CUAUGACUUAAUGCUGCAUGGUGUCUUACAGAUGAACAUGUUAAUAUUUCACUGAUCGAAGAUGUUGCAACGAAUACGUCAACCAUAGUUGCCAAUAUGACGUCAAAUGCGCCAUCAAAUGUUGUGUAUGCAGUUUAUUGUUCAGCUGGUGAACCGUUUCCUGUGAUGAUUGAGGAUACUAACACGGCGACCGUACGUUGUAUUGGUGUAGAAGCUGGACAAAGUGCUAAUUUGAGUGUUGAAGCAUUGUAUGGUAACUGUUCUGUCGGAUCUGCGUUGAUAUCUAUUGCAACCGAACCUGACGUGGUGAAGUUCACAAAUCAGACAUCUUUAUUGACUUCGAUAUUUGUCGAAUGGGAAUUGAGAUCUGGCUUUGCUUCAGAAUUCGUCGUUAAUUGUUCAAGUGGUGUUCCAGCUUCAUCUGUCGUAUACUCCGCUGAUGAUGGUUCUGGUAGAAUAGAAUGCUUUUGUAUAAAACCAGGACAAGUAGAAGUAACGGUGGUUGCUGUCGCCAACUCCAAGCGGAGUUUAUCAGCAUCAAGAACCGUUUCAACAGAUGAUCCUGUUAAUAUAACACUGAUCGAAGAUGUUACAACGAAUACAUCAGCCAUAGUUGCCAAGAUGAUGUCAAAUGCGCCACCAAAUAUUGUGUAUACAGCGCUUUGUUCAGCUGGGGAUCCGUUUCCUACAAUGUUUGAGGCUGCAGAAACGAUAAACGUAUAUUGUAUUGGUGUAGAAGCUGGACAACGUGCUAAUUUGAGUGUUGAAGCAUUUUAUAAUAACUGCACUGUAAUAUCUACGUUUAUAUCUAUUGCAACAGAACCUGAUGUGGUGAUGUUCACAAAUCAGACAUCUUCAGUGGCUUCGAUAUAUGUGGAAUGGGAAAUGAGAUCUGGUUUUGCUUCAGAAUUUGUCGUUAAUUGUUCUAGUGGUGUUCCAGCUUCAUCAGUCGUAGACGCAGUUGAUGGUUCUGGUAGUAUGGAAUGCUCUUGUAUAAAACCAGGACUACAAGUAGUAGAGGUAACAGUGAUUGCUGUGGCGAACUCCAAGCAGAGUUUACCAACAUCAGAAAUCGUUUCAACAGAUGAUCCUGUUAAUAUAACACUGAUCGAAGAUGUUACAACGAAUACAUCAGCCAUAGUUGCCAAGAUGAUGUCAAAUGCGCCACCAAAUAUUGUGUAUACAGCACUUUGUUCAGCUGGGGAUCUGUUUCCUACAAUGUUUGAGGCUGCUGAAACGAUAAACGUAUAUUGUAUUGGUGUAGAAGCUGGACAACGUGCUAAUUUGAGUGUUGAAGCAUUUUAUAAUAACUGCACUGUAGGAUCUACGUUUAUAUCUAUUGCAACAGAUGAUCCUGUUAAUAUAACACUGAUCGAAGAUGUUACAACGAAUACAUCAGCCAUAGUUGCCAAGAUGAUGUCAAAUGCGCCACCAAAUAUUGUGUAUACAGCGCUUUGUUCAGCUGGGGAUCCGUUUCCUACAAUAUUUGAGGCUGCUGAAACGAUAAACGUAUAUUGUAUUGGUGUAGAAGCUGGACAACGUGCUAAUUUGAGUGUUGAAGCAUUUUAUGAUAACUGCACUGUAGGAUCUACGUUUAUAUCUAUUGCAACAGAACCUGAUGUGGUGAUGUUCACAAAUCAGACAUCUUCAGUGGCUUCGAUAUAUGUGGAAUGGGAAAUGAGAUCUGGUUUUGCUUCAGAAUUCGUCGUUAAUUGUUCAAGUGGUGUUCCAGCUUCAUCAGUCGUAAACGCAGUAAAUGGUUCUGGUAGUAUGGAAUGCUCUUGUAUAAAACCAGGACUACAAGUAGUAGAGGUAACAGUGAUUGCUGUCGCGAACUCCAAGCAGAGUUUACCAACAUCAGAAAUAGUUUCAACAG
Messenger RNA from Anneissia japonica, 1876 nucleotides. RefSeq lists its product as uncharacterized. The transcript has 8 exons. The annotation marks the transcript as partial. NCBI's taxonomy places the organism in Eukaryota, Metazoa, Echinodermata, Crinoidea, Comatulida, Comatulidae. The record is from RefSeq and is a predicted model, not a curated record.